Molecule: messenger RNA, 1149 nt
Organism: Mycena indigotica
Lineage: Eukaryota; Fungi; Basidiomycota; Agaricomycetes; Agaricales; Mycenaceae
Product: YL1-C domain-containing protein
Exons: 6
Coding region: 10-1149 (379 amino acids)
Biological process (GO): chromatin remodeling; regulation of DNA-templated transcription
Cellular component (GO): nucleus
Molecular function (GO): ATP-dependent H2AZ histone chaperone activity
Source: RefSeq, a predicted model, not a curated record
CCGCCCAUCAUGCAAGUCGAUGAACCAGAAGAACCACUUACUAUGCGCCGUUCACGCAGGAGUACAGCUGGUAAUCGCAUGCAGGCUGCAAUGGCAGAAAUGGCUCUAGAAGAGGUCAAGGACGAAGAAGAUGCUGAUUUUACCAACGACAACGACGAGGAAGAUAUAUUCGACGACGAUUUCGAAAGCACGGCAUCAGAAGCUGAAUCAGCACCAGACAUUAAAGACGAAGAGAAAAGGACACGCAGGGCAACUCGGACUCGCUGGGAAAGGGCUGCCAAUGCCGCUCAUGCUCGGAAUAAAGCAACCUUCCAGCCAGAACACAAAGCAUCACCCCCAAGCUCACCGCCCAAGACUAGACAGACUAGACGAGGCGUCUCAAUAUCAGAGCCAGCUACAGAAAACAAGAACCGCCAAAGCAAGCGCAAACAUACAGUCCUCAGUCGAACCCUAACGGAAUCCCGACUGAAGCAAUCGGAGGAGCAGCGUAAAGCCGCACAACAGGCCAAAAAGCCUCGCCAGCAGGCUCGCAUGAUCACCCAAGCAGAACUGAUUGCCCGUGCCCUCGAUGCAGAAGAAGGAAAUAUCAUUGAACAUCGAGACUAUCUCAAAGACGAAGAAGAGAAACGGCAACGGGCUCGUGUUGUCCGACAGGUUGUUAAAGGUCCUCUUGUCCGAUGGCUUAGUCGCACCGAAGACGUACAAACUCUGGUCAAUCCAUAUGCACCUCUCCCACAUAGCUCAACAUCAAUACCUCCGGUACCUACUGUUGUUCACGUGCAAAAAUCAUCCCGAAACUAUGUUGUGCACGAACAAACUCAACAACCUGGCUCACCACCACCUACAAAUAAUCGCAAUGCUGACACUCACAAUAAACCAAGCUGGGGCUCAACUAUGACGGCGAUGUUUGGAGCACACGUGAACUGGGAGGAAAUGCAAGUGUAUUCAGGAACUGAUCGCCCUCUCACUCGACCCACCCCAACCUGUCCAAUAACUGGCCGCCUAGCUCGUUACUGUGAUCCUCAAACAGGUGUCCCAUUUGCCGAUUUGGAAGCCUACCAAAGCCUGCAGCGUGUUCUCAACCACGAAUUUAUAUGGAACUCUUCUCUUGGAGCGUAUGUGGGUCAUGGAGCAUUCAGUAGACGUUGA